Loxodonta africana (African savanna elephant) is the source of this 1689-nucleotide messenger RNA. Its product is annotated as E3 ubiquitin-protein ligase TRIM47-like. The transcript is spliced from 6 exons. The record is from RefSeq and is a predicted model, not a curated record. The coding region runs from base 1 to 1689 and encodes 562 amino acids. Lineage: Eukaryota; Metazoa; Chordata; Mammalia; Proboscidea; Elephantidae. Gene Ontology annotation, molecular function: zinc ion binding; protein binding.
AUGGUAAAGGACCAAGUCCUCUGUCCCAUUUGCCUGGAGGUGUUCCACAACCCAGUCACCACCGCCUGCGGCCACAACUUCUGCAUGGCCUGCCUCCAAGGAUUCUGGGACCAUCAGACUGCCAUGGGUGAGAUACCCUACUGUCCCCAGUGCCGACAGAGUUUUCCCUCCAGGCCCCGUCUCUGCAAGAAUGUCAUCCUUGGGGAGAUGGUGGCCUGCUUCAUCCAGAACAAGGGCCAGGUCUCUAGGUCCUUGCAGAACGUGGCUGGGCCAGGGGACGUGCCCUGUGACUUCUGUUCCCCACAGAAGUUCAAGUCGGUCAAGUCGUGCCUGCAGUGCGUGGCCUCCCUCUGUGAGAGGCAUCUGAGCAGCCACUUUGAGGAUGAGGUGUUCCAGGGCCACCAGCUGCUGGAGCCCAUGUGGGACAUCAAGAACCGCGUGUGCCGUAAGCACCGCAAGCUCCGCCGGCUGUACUGCCGCACGGAAGGGUGCUGCGUGUGCGGCGCCUGCCUGCUGGAGGGACACAAGAACCAUGACACUGUCCCCUUGGAGGAGGAGCGCGCCUGCAAGGAGGUCGAAGUUCGGAAGGUCCAGGCUAACGUGGAGAACCAGAUGUCGAUCAUUGCCUCUGAUAACCAGAAGCACCAGGGGCGGGUGGCCUCACUCUCGAAACUGACCCAGACAAUGCGCAAUGAAGUGAACACCUGCUUCUUGGAGAUCAUCCAAGAGAUCAAACAGCUGCAGGUGAAGGUGCUGGAGUUCGUGGAGAGAGAGGAGGCCGCGGCUCUGGGAAAACUGGGCAGCUCCAUCCAGCAGAGCCACAGUCGGCUCCUGGAGCUGGAAGGGGACAGCAUCUGGCUCCGCGCCCUGCUCACCAACCAGAGCGACCAGCAAUUUUUGCAGGAGUUCCCCAGGCUGAAGCACUUCCCAGCCCCCGUAGAGCCCCUGAUGGGCACCAGCUUCGAGGAGAAAGAGAGCUUCCUCCAGAUGCCAGAGACAUUGGUGGAGCUCCAGACCCAGCUGGUGGGUGUGGGUCUCAGCUUCCUCAACCGGCUCCUCCUGAAGGGCAUUAAGAUGAACUCCUACGAGGUGUUGCCCCCAGCUGUGGACAGGAAAACACUCCUCAAGUCCUACUGUAACCUGAACUUCGAUCCGGCCACGGCCAGCGCCGAGCUGUUCCUGUUCAAGGAGACGCACUCGGUGCUGAACCUGGGCAUCCUGCUGGAGCCCGCGGCGGCCGGCGGCCCCUGGCCCGGCUUCACGCAGUGGCCGCAGGUGCUGUGCUCGCGCGGCCUGGCGGAGGGCCGUCACUACUGGGAGGCCGACGUGUCCGACUCCUGGGUGUGCCUGGGCGUCACCUACCGCCGCGGAGGCCCCCUGCCCUGCGGCCCCCCGCGCCGCAGCAUCGUCUACCUGCUGGGCCGCAACCCGGACUCGUGGUGCCUGGAGUGGGACUCGCUCCAGUUCUCCGUGUGGCACGACAACAGGCAGACGGUGCUGCCUGGCGCCUACCAGCGCACCCUCGGGGUGGCGCUCGACUGCGCCGCCGGCUGCCUGGCCUUCUACGGCGUGGCGGGCGGCGCCAGCCUCAUCUACCGCUUCCUCGCCACCUUCCUGGAGCCGCUUUACCCCGCCGUCAUGGUCAGCAGCGGCGCCUCGGUCACGCUCAAGCAGUGCCCCGAGCCCUAG